This is a messenger RNA of Rhincodon typus (whale shark), 1587 nucleotides long. Its product is annotated as regulator of G-protein signaling 5-like. NCBI's taxonomy places the organism in Eukaryota, Metazoa, Chordata, Chondrichthyes, Orectolobiformes, Rhincodontidae. Bases 70 to 627 code for a protein of 185 amino acids. The transcript has 5 exons. The record is from RefSeq and is a predicted model, not a curated record.
CAUAUAAGAUUACCGUACCCAGGAGAAACUUAGCAAAGGAGACUUAGCAGCACCCAGAAAAAAAUAAAAAUGUGCCGAGGACUAUCAUCACUACCAAGCUGCUGCCUAGAGAGGGCAAAGGGGAUUAAGUCUCGGUUAGGAGUUUUUCUACAGAUGUCAGAGAAAUCUUACCGUUCUGUUCCAGCAAACAAGAAGGAGAAAACAAAUUCUAGGCCCAACUCAGACGAAGCAAAGAAAUGGAGGUACUCGCUGGAUAAGAUGCUUGCUCAUAAAUAUGGUCUGUCUGCCUUCAGAGCAUUUCUCCGUUCCGAAUACAGUGAGGAGAACAUUGAAUUCUGGCUGGCCUGUGAAGAUUACAAAAAAACCAAAUCUCCUGCAAAACGAGCCUCCAAAGCAAAGAAGAUUUAUUUGGAAUUUAUAGAAACAGAUGCUCCUAAAGAGGUUAAUAUUGAUUAUGAAACAAAAGACUUCACUAAACAGCACCUGCUGAAACCCAGCCGCUCCAGCUUUGAUGUGGCCCAGAAGAAGAUUUAUAAUCUGAUGGAGAAAGAUUCAUAUGCCAGAUUCCUGAGAUCAGAAGUGUAUCUAAACCUGAUUACAGAAGUCAACAGGCAGUCCCAGACGUGAAACUGAAGGGAGUGAAUCUUGGAGAGAUCUUAACAGAGUAACUGAUGAAAGCUGAGGCCAUGAAUGGAAAGCAUGAAGACAAACACAGAUGGAAGUUAGAGAGAUAUAACAUUGUCGGGCAGCAGAGUUUGGAUGCAAAGGGUUUUCCAAAGAAUUGGAGACACAGAUGUAUCUAUGAUAUUUGUGAACGCAUUGCAUAAGAAAGUGAAGACGUGCACUGCAGUGAGAAGUGAUGGGGCAUUAUUUUAUAUUUUCACAGAAGUGUUUUUAUGCUUAUUGUAUAAGUUAUUUAUUGUAUUCUGUGUUAUUGGUUAGAUACUGUAGGAAAUACAGUUUGGAAGGUAUCUGUAUGAGAAAAAUUUGUACUGAAGUUCCUUUAGAAGACUGGUGAUUGCUUCUGUAGCAGUGUCAAGCUUGUCAAGUUGAAACAUUGUGAGACUAAAGCAGUAUACAACCCUUCUUAAAUUUGUAACACAUUUUUUAUGCUCAAUACACCAUAAAGCAUGUGUUGCCAUACAAGACAGCUUACGUUAAUCAAAUAAUUUUAGAGAAAAUAUUUGAAAAUCUUUUUACCAGAGACAGAUUCAAAAUGAACAGUAAAGCACUAAGUUGGAAGCAUGACAAUAGACAAUCAUGAACUUGUAAAAGGGUUAGGUCGAGGUUUUGAUGGCAAUUACUAAUAUGCUGAAUGUUACUGAAUUCUCAGUAUAUCUCAACAUUGCAGCACACUCUCCUAAAAACAUUUGCUAUGUUGGUUACUUACAAUUUCCAACCAACCAUGUUCUGUCCUGAUGCAGUUCAGACUCCAAACUGAUACUGAAGAGUUAUAAUUAUGUUGUACUAAAGUUCUGUCGCUAAUUUAUUAUCUCACAUUCUAAUGUGCAUAAAUAAUUUAUGUUCCAUUUUCUCCAUUGUGAAAUUACUAAGAGGAGGUGCAAUAAAAACUGUUGCUCCAUGUAA